AUGAGGACCCGGCGCGGCACCGUCCUGCGGCCGCCGGCCCGGCCCGUCGUGGAGGAGGAUGAGGAGGAUGACGAUGAGGAGAUGCCCGGCGGCCAGGCGGGCCCCGAGGCUCUGGCGGACGAGGUGGAGAACUUCCAUGAGGCGCGGUUCCAGGCGGUGAUGUCUGCCCUGGAGAGCGGGGAGGAGGCUGGGGACAGCGAGGAGGAGGAGGAGGAGGAAGAAGUGCUGGGGCUGCAACUGCCCGAGGACGACAGCGAGGAGGAGGAUGCAGAUGGUGAGGAAGAAGAGGAGGAGGAGGAAGAAGAGGAAGAGGAGGAGCGCCGGGAGGACACCAAGCUCCCCCACGAGCUGUCCUGGGGCCAGCGCAAGCAGCUCUACUACGACACAGAUUACGGGAGUGAUGCCCAGGCCAAGGGCAAGCGUAGCCAGCAAGAAGUCGAUGCGGAGGAGGAGGAAGAGGAGCAGGAGGCUCAAGUCAUCCAGAGACGGUUGAUGCAGGACUUGGGGGAAGAUGAUUAUGGGCUGGAUGUGAUCCAGGGCUAUCUGGCUGAGCAGCAGAAAACCCAGGACAGCAAGGGCCAGAAGAUUGACAAGGAUUUGCAGCUCCUUUCCAAGAAAGAGCAGCUGAAGCUACUGAAACGGGAGUCCCCCGAGCUCCUGCAGCUGAUUGAGGACUUUGAAGUCAAGCUGAUGGAGCUCAAGGACGAACUGCACCCGCUGCUGCAAAUGGUCAAAAAUGGCACUAUCCCGCAAGGGAAAGGCAGUCGCUAUUUGCAGACCAAGUAUCAUCUCUACUUGAAUUACUGUGCCAAUAUCAGUUUCUAUUUGGUUUUGAAAUCAAAGAGGAUUCCAGUUCAUAGUCACCCCAUUAUUGAACGGCUGGUUGCUUAUAGAAAUAUAAUCAAUGACCUGGCUGUUAUAGAUCAAAAGUUAUCCUCGCAAGUUCGUAUGCUUUUGAAAAACUACUAUGAUAAGAAGGAAGAUAAGUUACGGAAGGAGAAGAAGUUUGCUGUGUUUCUCCCACUGGAUGUUAAGAAAAACAAACCCAAACGUGCUCCUGCUCUUGCUAAUGGCCAGGCUGCUGCUGCUGAAGUGUCCGAUGAGUCAGACAUGGAUGAAGAGGCUGCCCUGAAAUACUACAAGGUGAUGGAGGAGAAGCUGAAACUCAAGAGGAAGAGAACUGAAGACCAGGAGACGCUUGAAGAAGCAGCAGCGUUGGAAGGAGAGGAUCCAAAUAAGAAGAGAGGUGUGACCUAUCAGAUGAUCAAGAACAAAGGGCUCACCCCCAGAAGGAAGAAGAUCGAUCGCAACCCCAGGGUCAAGCAUCGGGAGAAGUUUCGGCAAGCCAAGAUUCGCCGCAAGGGCCAGGUCCGUGAAGUUCGCAGGGAACUGCACAGAUACGCUGGGGAGCCGUCUGGCAUUCGUGCAGGAGUUAAGAAAAGCAGGAAGCUCAAAUGAUACUUCUUUUUCUCGGUUUCUGAGAGCUGCAAAUUGCACUGCUGAAUUCAAUAAAAGU
Mesitornis unicolor (brown roatelo) is the source of this 1516-nucleotide messenger RNA. RefSeq names its product UTP3, small subunit (SSU) processome component, homolog (S. cerevisiae) (gene UTP3). Gene Ontology annotation, biological process: maturation of SSU-rRNA from tricistronic rRNA transcript (SSU-rRNA, 5.8S rRNA, LSU-rRNA). Gene Ontology annotation, cellular component: small-subunit processome; nucleolus. The record is from RefSeq and is a predicted model, not a curated record. The transcript is spliced from 2 exons. Bases 1 to 1458 code for a protein of 485 amino acids. NCBI's taxonomy places the organism in Eukaryota, Metazoa, Chordata, Aves, Mesitornithiformes, Mesitornithidae.